GAGGAGAGUUAAUAUUGCCCAUUAUCACGGAGGACUCCUUAGACCCCCCUCCCGUGGCCACCCGCUCCCCCUUCGUGCCCCCGCCCCCCACCUUCUACCCCUUCCUCACGGGCGUGGGCGCCACCCAGGACACCCUGCCCCCGCCCGCGGCGCGCCGCCCGGCCGCCGGGGGCCCGUGCCAGGCCGAGCGGGACGACAGCGACUGUGAGGAGCCCCUGGAGGCCUCGGGCUUUGCCUCCGGGGAGGUCUUUGACUCCAGCCUCCCCCCCACGGACGACGAGGACUUUUACACCACCUUCCCCCUGGUCACGGACCGCACCACCCUGCUGUCGCCCCGCAAGCCCGCUCCCCGGCCCAACCUCAGGACAGAUGGGGCCACGGGCGCCCCCGGGGUGCUGCUCGCGCCCUCCGCCCUGGCCCCCAACCUGCCGGCGGGCAAAAUGAACCACCGAGACCCGCUGCAGCCCUUGCUGGAGAACCCGCCCCUGGGGCCCGGGGCCCCCACGUCCUUCGAGCCGCGGAGGCCCCCGCCCCUGCGCCCCGGCGUGACCUCGGCCCCGGGCUUCCCCCAUCUCCCCACAGCCAACCCCACGGGGCCCGGGGAGCGCGGGCCGCCGGGCGCGGUGGAGGUGAUCCGGGAGUCGAGCAGCACCACGGGCAUGGUGGUGGGCAUCGUGGCGGCGGCGGCGCUGUGCAUCCUCAUCCUGCUGUACGCCAUGUACAAGUACCGCAACCGCGACGAGGGCUCCUACCAGGUGGACCAGAGCCGGAACUACAUCAGUAACUCGGCCCAGAGCAAUGGCGCCGUGGUGAAGGAGAAGGCCCCGGCCGCCCCCAAGACGCCCAGCAAGGCCAAGAAGAACAAAGACAAGGAGUAUUACGUCUGA
This is a messenger RNA of Orycteropus afer afer, 887 nucleotides long. Its product is annotated as neurexin-2-beta. Lineage: Eukaryota; Metazoa; Chordata; Mammalia; Tubulidentata; Orycteropodidae. The annotation marks the transcript as partial. The transcript has a single exon. The record is from RefSeq and is a predicted model, not a curated record.